Loa loa (African eye worm) is the source of this 189-nucleotide messenger RNA. RefSeq lists its product as hypothetical. Bases 1 to 189 code for a protein of 62 amino acids. The transcript is spliced from 2 exons. NCBI's taxonomy places the organism in Eukaryota, Metazoa, Nematoda, Chromadorea, Rhabditida, Onchocercidae. Gene Ontology annotation, cellular component: membrane. The record is from RefSeq and is a predicted model, not a curated record. Gene Ontology annotation, biological process: mitochondrial electron transport, cytochrome c to oxygen; electron transport coupled proton transport. Gene Ontology annotation, molecular function: heme binding; cytochrome-c oxidase activity.
AUGCCUAUUUUGAUUGGUGGUUUUGGUAAUUGGAUGUUGCCUAUUAUGUUAGGUUCUCCUGAAAUGGCUUUUCCUCGUUUGCAUACUGUUGGUAUUGGGUCUUUAUUAGGUUCUAUUAAUUUUAUAGUUACAGUUCAGAAUAUGCGUUCUAUUGCUGUUACAUUAGAUCAGAUUAGUAUAUUUGUUUGA